GCCUCCUGAGCUCCAGCCAGCAUGGAGUACGAAGCAGAAUACCCCUUUGCCCUGCCAAUCAUAAUCACAGCUUUGGCCCUGGUCCUAGCUACGUUGCUGCUUAAACUACGCUCUGGAGGGGGGAAACCUCAGGCUGAAGUUGUGGAGGAAGACAAGGAAAAAGUAACAGAGACUUUGGAGAAAGAGGAAGAGGAAAGGAUACAGGAAGAAGCGGCAGACGUAACGGAGGUGACAGAUGAAACGGAUAGUGGAAAGAUUCCAGUGGAGGAAAUUGGGGCAAGAGAAGAGCCACCUCUAGAGGAGGCAAAAGAGCCAGAGCCAGUGCAAUCUCCAGCCAAUCAGACAAGGACGCCCAGCCAAUCAAGCCAGGAAGAAGAUGACAGUAAGGAGGAGGAUGAGUUGGAGCCAGAAGGUGACAAAGUGCUGAAGAUCAGUGAAGCUGAUGAUGCAGAUGAUGAGGAUUCUGCCUUUAAAUACCAUCCUGGAAAGAUGCGUGGAAGUGAAUUCCAAAAGAUAUUUACCAAAGAUGAACUAGACGAAGAGCAAAGGGUUCAGAGGGAACAGCUGGGAGCCAUAUUUCAACUGAUGGAAAACAACAAGAACACUUUCGGGACAAUGUCUGAAGAGGAUCUGAAGGAGCAGCUCAAACUGUACAACAUGUAACACAUCACCUAGUGGUAGUGGGUGAUACUGCAGCGCAAGAUGCUUAAAGACACAGAAACGGUGACCGGCCAAUAGAGUUCUGCAAUAACGUGGCAGUGUUUAGCACAGGAGGGCACACGGAUUUAUAAACAGAACACUUAGUAACCUCCUUCUGUCUCUAAAAGUAACUGUGAUGGUGGAGUGAAAAGUGUGAGGCUGGUAAAUGGUACUUUGUUUUGUUUUUAAGGGAUUCUAUACUAUACACAAUUACCUUCUAUUUUCCUUUUUAGAGGAGAUGGUUUAUCAUAUGCCCAGAACAUUUUCCCUCUGUAUAUCAGGAGGUGCCAUAAUGUUUCCCUUAGACAUUUGAGCAUGAGGGUAUAGCUUAUUGUGAUAUGGUUACUAUGCGUUGCUGCCCAGGAGCAAAUGUGCUCUGUGUUUAGAAAUGAUCACCCAUAUCUAUGUAAAAAAACUUUUAGUGGCCAGCUCUCUUGAAUAUUCCAUGAUAGUCCCAGCCAGUUGAUAUCCAAAGGGAUUGGGUUUAGCAUAUAAUUAGCAGAUCACAUACAUAGCUGGGGUGAAUCAUGGCCUUCAGCAUCCCAUAAUUCCAUUUCUAAAUACUAGCAAGCACAGCUCUUUGUAUCUAAAUAUAAAUAUGUGUAUUGUAUAUCGGACAACCUCUUAAGUGCAUUUAAAAUUGUUUCCAAAACGCAAAAUAAAUAAGAUGAUAAUCUUCAAGUGCAGAAUGAACUAUUCCAACAAAUUAAAGGCAAUGUAAACCCUUCUAAUAAACAGAGUGCAUUUAGUCUUUAAA
Molecule: messenger RNA, 1456 nt
Organism: Xenopus laevis (African clawed frog)
Lineage: Eukaryota; Metazoa; Chordata; Amphibia; Anura; Pipidae
Gene: mxra7.S
Product: matrix-remodelling associated 7 S homeolog
Source: RefSeq, marked provisional